CAAGAUGCCCGAUGGGACAUUGAGGGACCGCAACAGCUUUAUAUUGCGUUUUGUCCAAGCAUAUCAGUCGACGCCUAUUAUCAGGAUAGAUAAUUGCAGAUUAUUGAAGGUUCAAUACACUUCAGGCAAGAUGGCGUCGCAACUGCUUCCUUUGGAGUUGAUUGACAAGUGUGUCGGCUCAAGAAUCUGGGUUGUUAUGAAGGGUGACAAGGAGUUCUCUGGGACAUUGCUCGGAUUCGAUGACUACGUCAACAUGGUGCUGGAAGAUGUGACUGAAUUUGAUUACGCCGGUGGCAAAUCCCAGCUUCCCAAGAUCUUGCUGAACGGGAACAAUAUCUGCAUGUUGAUCCCCGGAGGAGAAGGGCCAGGCGCCUAAAGUCAUGU
Messenger RNA from Aspergillus ruber CBS 135680, 384 nucleotides. RefSeq names its product RNA-binding protein LSM5. Gene Ontology annotation, molecular function: RNA binding. The transcript has 6 exons. Gene Ontology annotation, cellular component: U6 snRNP; U4/U6 x U5 tri-snRNP complex; Lsm1-7-Pat1 complex. The coding region runs from base 5 to 376 and encodes 123 amino acids. The record is from RefSeq and is a predicted model, not a curated record. NCBI's taxonomy places the organism in Eukaryota, Fungi, Ascomycota, Eurotiomycetes, Eurotiales, Aspergillaceae. Gene Ontology annotation, biological process: mRNA splicing, via spliceosome.